This is a messenger RNA of Salvia miltiorrhiza (redroot sage), 693 nucleotides long. RefSeq names its product zinc finger protein 5-like. The transcript has a single exon. Gene Ontology annotation, biological process: cytokinin-activated signaling pathway; trichome morphogenesis; gibberellic acid mediated signaling pathway. The record is from RefSeq and is a predicted model, not a curated record. Lineage: Eukaryota; Viridiplantae; Streptophyta; Magnoliopsida; Lamiales; Lamiaceae. Bases 1 to 693 code for a protein of 230 amino acids. Gene Ontology annotation, cellular component: nucleus. Gene Ontology annotation, molecular function: DNA-binding transcription factor activity; transcription cis-regulatory region binding.
AUGGGAAAAAAUAGUGUUUCAAUUUCAAAUAGUGAGAAGAAGCUCAAGCUAUUCGGAGUCGAGCUCGAUCCCUCUCGACCUCAAUCGACGGAUCGAGCGUCGGUGGAAGAUGGCGACGAGAGCGUCAGCUCCUCGUCGCCUUCCUCCACCGUAUCGGAGAAACCGUUUGUCGGGGAAACUCGGGGCUUCCGCGAGGAGCCCCCGCCCCCGUCCCCGCCUCGGCCGCCGAAGAAGUUCAAGUGCCCUUGUUGUUUGAAGGUGUUUGCAAACUCACAAGCAUUGGGAGGCCAUCAAAAUGCUCACAAGAAUGAAAGAAUGAGGCAGAAAAGGCUGCAGCUGCAGCUUCAACUUCAAGAAAGAAAGGCCACCAACAACCUCAAUUAUUAUUACAUCAAUAAUCCAAUUUUCAACAAAUUUUGUGACAAAAAUAGUGAAAAUCUUGUCAAUUUUUGUGGGCCUACAAAACCUGCUUUGUUCAACAAGGAGGUUCAGAUUAAUUUUGGUUCGGACAUGAUUAACUAUGAUCAUAAGAUUUAUAGAUGUAAUAAUUAUUAUAUGCAGCAAAAUAAGCAUAGGUUUAGUGUAACGCAAGUGGAAGGUUCUAGAAGGAAUUCGUCUCCCUCUACACCUGAGUCAAAGAGGAUUUGUUCUAGAAAAGGGUUAGAGUUAGAUCUUCAAUUAGGGUUAGGUUAA